Sarcophilus harrisii (Tasmanian devil) is the source of this 2434-nucleotide messenger RNA. Its product is annotated as cAMP-dependent protein kinase catalytic subunit alpha-like. NCBI's taxonomy places the organism in Eukaryota, Metazoa, Chordata, Mammalia, Dasyuromorphia, Dasyuridae. The record is from RefSeq and is a predicted model, not a curated record. Gene Ontology annotation, molecular function: ATP binding; protein kinase A regulatory subunit binding; cAMP-dependent protein kinase activity. The transcript has a single exon. Bases 16 to 1281 code for a protein of 421 amino acids. Gene Ontology annotation, cellular component: cAMP-dependent protein kinase complex; nucleus. Gene Ontology annotation, biological process: peptidyl-serine phosphorylation.
GGCAUUCUUCAUUCCAUGCCACCCCUCAGUUGUCAUCUCCAUGGAAAAAAGAAAACAAAGGAACUAAGUCAGCUGAGCUCCCGACCGCCGCCGCCGCCGCCGCCGCCGCCGCCGGGCGGGGGUGGGGGACAUCUAGUGGCCUGCGUCCGUGUCAGCACCGCUACCCUGGACCGAAAAAAGAAGGACGCGGCCCGAGCUGGAGCCCGAGCCAGCUCCCCCGAGAUGGGGAACACGUCCGCCACCUGGAAGAUCAACGAGCAGGACACGGUCAAGGAUUUCCUAGCCAAGGCCAAAGAAGAAUUCCUCAGGAAAUGGGAAAAUCCACCUCCGUCAAGUCCAAUCCAACUGGAUCAUUUUGAAAAAUUCAAGACUCUAGGCACCGGUUCCUUUGGCCGAGUGAUACUGGUGAAGCACAAGGAAUCCGGGAACUACUAUGCCAUGAAAGUCCUUGAUAAACAGAAGGUGGUGAAGCUGAAACAAAUCGAGCACACCUUGAAUGAGAAGCGUAUCCUGCAGUCCGUCGACUUCCCGUUCCUCGUCCGACUAGAAUUUGCCUUCAAAGACAACACAAACCUGUACCUGGUGAUGGAUUACGUCCCGGGUGGGGAAAUGUUCUCCCACCUGCGGCGCUUAGGAAGGUUCAGCGAGGCCCACGCCCGCUUUUACGCUUCUCAGAUUGUCUUGACUUUUGAAUACCUUCACUCGCUAGACCUGAUCCACCGAGACCUGAAGCCUGAGAACCUUCUCAUCGAUCGGCAGGGCUAUAUCCAGAUGACAGAUUUUGGUUUUGCCAAGCGUGUGAAAGGCCGAACCUGGACCUUGUGUGGGACUCCCGAGUACCUGGCUCCCGAGAUCAUCCUUAGUAAGGGCUAUAACAAGGCUGUGGACUGGUGGGCCCUGGGCGUCCUGAUCUAUGAGAUGGCCGCAGGCUACCCGCCCUUCUUUGCUGAGCAGCCCAUCAAGAUAUACGAAAAGAUUAUCGCUGGGAAGGUGCGGUUCCCCUCUCACUUCAGCCCCGAUUUAAAGGACCUGCUUAGGAAUCUGCUCCAAGUGAACCUCACCAAGCGUUACGGGAACCUCAAGAAUGGUGUCAGUGAUAUCAAGAACCACAAAUGGUUCUCCACCAUCGAUUGGAUAGCCAUCUACCAGAAGAAGGUGGAUGCUCCCCUUAUACCAAAGUACAGAGGCGCCGGCGACACAAGUAAUUUCGAUGAUUAUGAGGAGCAGGAGCUGCGGAUCUCCAUCAACGAGAAAUGCGCCAAGGAGUUUGCUGAUUUCUGAUGAUGUCACUGGGCCCUGGUGGUUUUCUUUGCGGGAGGGGGAGGGGGGUGGGGGGAAUUGAAUGGACUGAGGGCCCCAGAGUUCCUUGCAUAUUAGUUUUUUCCCUUGGGAGUCAGGAAAGCAGAGAUGUUUUCAGGGUGGGAAGAGGGAGAUUCAAAUAUCUGAUGCCCCCUCUUCCCUCCCAUGCCUAACACCCACUGCUUUUCUUUCACUGUCUCACUCCAGCUGGUAGACCCCUGGCUAGGUUCCCUCUGCUCUUUGCCUAAUUCCAUACAAGUUUUAAAUGAGUUUUCCAGACCAAACAGACUUGAACCUUCCCCCUCUUAACACCACCAGAGAUCAGGUUUCUUUCCACCCCUGCCCCCCACUCAGAUUGAUAUACUUGUACCUAGAGCUAGGCCCUUGUUUUUGUAGCUCCUUAUUGAUUCCUCUGGUGCUGGGAAGCUGGGGCAGGAGAGCCAGGGGCCCCAAAUUGGAAAAUCUCCCAAUUCCCAAGACUACCCUCUCCUUGGAACUUCAGAACUUUAUCUAAGGGUAAAAGGGCAAACAAACCAUUUCUCCACAAGGAGAAACCCUGCAUGGGAAGAUAUUUUGGUAAAAAUUUUUGUGGCUCCUUUAUAUUUAAAAAAUUUUUAAAUAUUAUUUAAAUUAUAUUUGCCUUCCAUCCUAACUCUUUCCUACCUUCCCCAGCUAUCCCAAAUAUAUGUUAAUGUGUCUGGAUCUGCCCAAAUCAAAGACUAUAGAGCUUUUAACCUCUAAGAUCUUAGCAGAUGGUUUUGAGCUGGGUCUGUGACUUGGGGAAAGAGGGGAUACUUGCUGCUGAUAAUCAACUAAGGAGUUGUGGAAAUAGUUAUGAGAUUCCCUUGAGGGGUAGCCUGCCAAGUUUGAAACAACCCUGAACUCUCAGUACUACAUCACUACCCUUACUCCCAGUGGUCUCCUUUCCUCAUGAUCAGCUCUCUUAAUCCCUAUAACUUCCCUAUUCCCCAGUUUUUGCUCACUUGGGGUAUUAGAGCACCAGAAUAAAACAAACCAAAAAAAAAAAAAAACAAAACAAAACAUUUCUCAACCCACUCUGGCAGCCUAGCUUGUGACCCCUGCCAAAGAGGCCUCUCAGAUAUCCCUGGAGCACACCUCCUUCAUUUUGGCCAUU